GUGUUUGGGACGUAGGACGUUGUUUCUAUGAGUAUUCGGCCGCAGCCCUUGUUUGAUAACACAGUUGGGUGGAUCCAAAACACGAGGACGAGGGGAUUGUCAUUCAUUUAUUAGCGAGUUCGUUUCAUGAAACCAAUCGAGGAUUAAAGCGUAUCCACAAAUCUAAAACAUAAAAGGGUGAUGUCAGCAGCCUCUCUCAUGCGCCUGGCAAGGUGCAGUGGUCCUCAUGUGGGAUGCAGUGGUCUUUUACAGAAAGCCCUUGUCUACCCACUCACAUUCCAGCAGGACAGCCACCUCCAGUUCACAAUCUCGCGGAGACAAAUUUACACUCCUUCAGGACGACGGCACAGCAACACACGCUUUGAUCCUGACAGCAGUGGCCGCCCCACUACUUGGGAUUCAUUUGGCAUCUGGGACAAUCGUAUUGAUGAGCCCAUCCUGCUGCCUCCCAGCAUUCGCUACGGGAAGCCCAUCCCUAAAGUCAGCUUAUCGAGGGUAGGCUGUGCCUCGCUCAUUGGUCAACGCAAAGGGAACGAAGACCGCUUCCAGGUCUCCCAGAUAACUGACAACAUCCUCUACUUUGCUGUGUUUGAUGGGCAUGGCGGGCCAGAAGCAGCUGACUUUUGUGAAAAAUACAUGGAGAAAUUCAUCAAGGACCUUGUGGCAAAAGAGUCCAAUCUGGAACUGGUUUUGACGAAGGCCUUCCUUGAAGUAGACAAAGCUCUUCAAAAGGACUUGCACUUCUCCCCAAAUGCCCCCGGGAUGAAUGCAGGAACCACCGCCACUGUGGCCCUGCUGAGGGACAGCAUUGAGCUGGUGGUGGGCAGCGUUGGUGACAGCCGCGCCAUGCUGUGCCGCAAGGGCAAAGCCCUUAAACUUACCAUCGACCACACUCCUGAAAGGAAGGAUGAGAAAGAGAGGAUAAAGAGAAGUGGAGGUUUUAUCACCUGGAAUAGUCUGGGACAGCCAAACGUGAACGGCAGGUUGGCCAUGACACGCAGCAUUGGAGAUUUUGACCUGAAGAACAUGGGGGUCAUUGCUGAGCCUGAGACCAAGAGAAUAUCUUUGCACCAUGCCCAUGACUCCUUCCUGGCGCUAACUACAGACGGCGUUAACUUCAUUAUGAACAGCCAGGAGAUCUGCAAUGUCAUCAACCAGUGCCACGACCCCAAGGAGGCAGCUCAGAGAAUAUCUGACCAG
Micropterus dolomieu (smallmouth bass) is the source of this 1200-nucleotide messenger RNA. RefSeq names its product protein phosphatase, Mg2+/Mn2+ dependent 1Kb (gene ppm1kb). The record is from RefSeq and is a predicted model, not a curated record. NCBI's taxonomy places the organism in Eukaryota, Metazoa, Chordata, Actinopteri, Centrarchiformes, Centrarchidae. Gene Ontology annotation, biological process: protein dephosphorylation. Gene Ontology annotation, molecular function: cation binding; protein serine/threonine phosphatase activity.